CGAGGCGGGCAAAUGUGCGCAGUCAAAGAUCGAAAGGACCUUAAGAUGGGGCUCAGACUUUUAUGUCUCACUGUGCUCACCUUCCAACUGGCGGAGGCUGUAAUCGAACACAGAUCCUUGGAGGAGGCUCGUCUGGAGCGCCAGAGAUUGGUGCACCGGUACAUAAAGGUCCUGAACAAGGAAGAGGGAGCCAUUCGACUCGUUGGUGGAGAUUAUGAAUACGAAGGAAACAUUGAGGUCUUACACAACGGAAAAUGGGGAGCAGUUUGCGAUGAUGAGUGGGACUCCGCCGAAGGUCACAUUGUGUGCCGGCAACUUGGAUUUCCCGGCAUGCGGAAGUACACAAGAAGUGGCUUUUUUGGACCUGCCCGUCGUCGAUUCUGGAUGGACAACCUCUUCUGCGAAGGUCACGAACAGGAAUUGGUGGACUGUCAUUUUGAAGGAUGGGGCGAAAACGAUUGUGAACCCGGGGAAGCAGCUGGAGUGGUUUGUUAUCCCCCAGAAAAUUCCCUGAUUCCUGCACCAUCUCCCAUCCUCCGAGAUGAAGACCUCCCCAAGUACCCGAUUCGAUCCCAUUCCCGAUUAUAUGUGAGAUUGCGAGGCGGAAGAUCGCGAAUCGAGGGAAGAGUGGAAGUCAGUUUGGAUGGCGGUCGAUGGGGCAGUGUUUGUGCCGAUGGUUGGUCACUUUUGGAGGCCAAUGUGGUGUGUCGACAACUCGGAUUGGGUUAUGCCAGUGAGGCCUUUCAAACGGACUUUUUUGGUGGCACGAAUGUGUCGAGACCCGUGUUGAGUGGCAGUGAGUGUUAUGGCAACGAAACGGAACUGGCUGAUUGUUUGCAUCACGAUGCAAGUCAGGGCAUUGUCAGCUGCCAUGGCAAUCGGCAACAUGUGGCCGCCGUGAUCUGUGACUAUAUCGCCCCCGAUCUGGUUGUGGAUUAUCUGGAGAUCGAGCAGACGGCCCAUCUGGAGGAUCGACCCAUGCUGCUGAUGCAGUGCGCCAUGGAGGAGAACUGCGUGGCCAACGAGGCGUAUCAGAUCCAGCGAGAUGAUCCCCACUGGCGGUAUCGAUCGAGGCGGCUGCUCAAGUUCACGGCGGCUGCCAUCAACGCGGGCAACGCGGAUUUCCGACCGUUUAAGGAGAAGAGCCAGUGGGAGUGGCACAUGUGCCAUAUGCAUUUCCACAGCAUGGAGGUCUUUGCCACCUUUGACAUUUUUGAUUUGAGAGGUCACAAAGUUGCCCAAGGACACAAGGCUUCAUUCUGCUUGGAGGAUAGCAAUUGCCUGCCCGGAGUUGCCAGGAAAUAUAGUUGUGCCAACUAUGGAGAUCAAGGCAUUUCAAUCAAUUGCUCUGAUGUAUAUCUAUACAAUCUCGACUGCCAAUGGGUGGAUGUAACAGACCUUAGUCCCGGAACUUAUGUCCUCAAGAUAGCCAUUAAUCCGGAAUUCAAGGUGGCUGAGAUGAACUAUGACAACAACGCUGCCAUCUGCGAUUUGAUAUACACUGAAAACUUUGCCAGAGUGCAAAACUGCCGGCUGGGAAGACCUUAAAGGUUGCAAGGUUAGAAUUUAAUUGACGGUGGACUGGAACCAAAUCAAAAAGUGCCAAAAACUACGAUUAACCAAAGGGAGCUUGUAUAUUUUGUAAAUUUCUAUCUUUAACCUUAACUGGUAAGCGAAUAAAUUAAAAGUGCACAUUGUAAAGGUCA
Drosophila ficusphila is the source of this 1706-nucleotide messenger RNA. It is a transcript of the gene Loxl2, whose product is annotated as lysyl oxidase homolog 3B. NCBI's taxonomy places the organism in Eukaryota, Metazoa, Arthropoda, Insecta, Diptera, Drosophilidae. The record is from RefSeq and is a predicted model, not a curated record. The transcript has 4 exons. Gene Ontology annotation, molecular function: copper ion binding; protein-lysine 6-oxidase activity. The coding region runs from base 13 to 1548 and encodes 511 amino acids. Gene Ontology annotation, cellular component: membrane. Gene Ontology annotation, biological process: peptidyl-lysine oxidation.